CCUGACGUACGAACCAGUAUCACAAUCAAUCCAAGCGUCAGAUCGAACAGAUCACAAGCUAUUACAGCUCUUUCUACCAACCACAUCAAACAAACCAAAUCCAACAACCAUGAAGGUCGCCGUCGUUGCCGUUGUCCUUGCUCUCGCCGUCGUCUCGGAGGCUGGUGUCCUGCCGUGGGGCUGGCCAUACGCUGGUCUUCCCGCAGCUGUCCCAGUUGCCUCGUGGCCACCGGCAGCCAUCCAUGCCGCCUACCCAGCGUACGCUCCGCAUGCCGCCCUCCUGGCUGCCCCGCACGCCGCCAUCCUGGCCGCUCCUCACGCUCCAGUUGCUUCGGUCGCUCAUCAUGCCGGCGUUGUGCCCGGAGCUACCUCGGUCACCGCUACCCGUGGUGCCGUCCAUGUUGCUCCCCUGCCCGGCCAUGCCGUGUCGCAGCAGCAGCUGAACCUGGCCCCAGCUCCGGGAACCAUCUAAGUCGAAGGUUUUUUGUCGUCCAGAACAGGGAAACAAAACUUUCAGCCCCCCUCCAAAACACCUGCUCCGGAAACCGUCAUCCCACUGUGCGCCCGUCGUGCAAUACGCUGAUUACAAGUGAUAACAUACUCAUUAGCCACUAAGUAAUAGUUCGUUCGUUUGCGAUCUGUUUUCGUUUCUAUUGAUUCAUGCAAAUGUUUGAAUAAAAGCAAAUGAAUGCAAAGCAUUUUAUAAAAAAAAACACA
Molecule: messenger RNA, 717 nt
Organism: Anopheles stephensi (Asian malaria mosquito)
Lineage: Eukaryota; Metazoa; Arthropoda; Insecta; Diptera; Culicidae
Product: adult cuticle protein 1-like
Exons: 2
Coding region: 110-472 (120 amino acids)
Source: RefSeq, a predicted model, not a curated record